Manihot esculenta (cassava) is the source of this 4428-nucleotide messenger RNA. Its product is annotated as probable LRR receptor-like serine/threonine-protein kinase At3g47570. Gene Ontology annotation, biological process: protein phosphorylation. Lineage: Eukaryota; Viridiplantae; Streptophyta; Magnoliopsida; Malpighiales; Euphorbiaceae. The transcript is spliced from 7 exons. Gene Ontology annotation, molecular function: protein binding; ATP binding; protein kinase activity. The record is from RefSeq and is a predicted model, not a curated record. Bases 1330 to 4374 code for a protein of 1014 amino acids.
UUUGCUUCGAGGCCUUUGAUAGUCUCAUCCCAUUUGGUUGUCAUCUACCAGUUUGCAAUUUUCUUUUGCUUGCCUUUCUAUGUGGGAAAAAUUAAAAAGAAAAUCUGUUGUUAUUCACUGUUCUUAGAAGUUCAGCCUCUUGCUCUGCUAUUUUUCUUCUAUGCAGUAUUGUCUCUCUCUGUAUUCGAGGAUAAACAAAAGGAAAGUGGAAUAGAAACAUGCAAAGCACCGCAUGCGCACGGGAGUAGCGAUUCUCUGUUUCGUAGUACUGAUGAUUGUCACUCCUGCCAUUCCUCAAUCUCAAGGAUACCACGAUUUCGCUGAUAAACGCCAAUUCUUUGGUGAUUCAACAUAACCCAUUUCUUUUCUAACUCUUUCUCUUUAUUGUAGUCUCGCAAUAAAUAGCUUCCACUUGGGUACUGAACAGAGUUUCGUUUCUUUGUUGGUCGAGAAUGGAGCAAAGCGAGAAAGAAUUCGAAGAAAUUUAAUUUAUUUUCAGCUCCCAAUACGUUUAUUUUUAUGUAUAUGCAAGUUGAGUUGCUGAGUAUUCAGCUUUUGUCUGCAUUUAUUUCUGGGUUGAGUCAUAUAUUUAUGUUGUUGGGUUGCAAUUGAUUUCUAAUCAUUGUUGGUUUACUAUAAUCUUUGAUUCAGGAACACCCAAUACUCUGAAUGUGGUUUCAAAUCUUCCUUUCCUUUUUAUUGGUGUGAUUGGAUUUGUUCUUUGCCAUCAUGGGAAUUAUUUUAAGCUGAGUAUGGAGUAUGUCAUUUUUGUUUAAUCCAAUUUAUCAAUUACCCUAGAGUAAAGAUUAUGUAAUUUCUAUGUAUUUUGAGGCAGUUAAUUGUGUAUGUGUUUAAAAUUUUCUGUGAACUUUAAAAAGCCUGGAAGGUGAGCUUUGGGGUUACAUGUUUUUUCCUUGUUGUGGCUGCUGUUGCUUUUGGCUCUGGAUACUACCAUCUCAAGCCUGAUGAUGCUCGGCUUGUGUGGGAUCGCCUGCCGGUUUUGUAAGGACCUCCGCCCAUAUGCACUAGUCCAGUUUGUUCCUUGCAUUGCCAUUCCAUUCAUGGCUAUCUUGUUGCCUCCAAUGUAUACACAUUCUGCAUAUUGGCUUUGGGCACAGGAUUUUACCUUUUAGCUAAAGUGGAAGAAGCAGCGGAUAAACCAAUUUACAAAUGGACUCAUCACUUUGUCAGCGGGCACACUCUCAAGCAUUUAUGUGCUCCAACGCUUCCAGUCUUCUUGACACUUAUGCUUGGAAAGAGGAGUAUUGAAGCAGAAAGGUUAAGUCUCCACGAGAAAGUGGAAGAUUUCAUGGACAGAGGUGAAAGAAAAUGCUGAGCUUGGAAACUACUCCCUCUAAUAUUGAUGCUGUAACCACGGGUGGUGGGAAUGAAACCGAUCAUCUUGCUUUAUUAGAAUUCAAGGCAAAGAUUGUACAUGACCCUCAAAAUGUCAUGAGGUCAUGGAAUGAUUCUGCCCAUUUCUGUAAUUGGCAAGGUGUCGUAUGUGGUCUCAAGCACAGAAGAGUUACCAUUCUUAAUCUUGAAGAUAAAGGCUUGGUGGGUUCUUUGUCUCCUUAUAUAGGAAACAUGAGUUUCCUUAGGCAGAUAAGACUCCGCAACAAUAGCCUCCAAGGAAAAAUCCCAGCUGAAGUUGGUCGCUUGUUUAGGCUACAAGCUUUUGAUCUGUAUUACAACCAUGUUGAAGGGAAAAUUCCAUGGAACUUGUCCCUCUGUUCAAACCUCAGGCUGUUGUUCUUAGAAAACAACAAGCUAGAAGGACAAAUUCCAACUGAGCUUGCAAACUUGCGUAAGCUUUGGGUACUUGACCUCGGUGUAAACUAUUUGACUGGCGGCCUUCCACCUUCUAUCGCGAACAUGAGCUUGUUGGAAAUGUUGGCUGUCCCUAACAAUUUUCUUACUGGAAGUAUUCCAGAUGUCCUGGGGCAACUAAGUCACUUGUCCACGAUCGGACUUGCAUUGAACAAUUUCUCAGGUAUCAUCCCUCCAUGCAUGUAUAAUAUUUCGUCCAUCAAAAUUUUCUCUGUGGCUUUUAAUUCGCUUCAUGGAAGUGUUCCAUCAGACAUUGGAAUCCUCCUACCGCACCUACAGUGGUUUGGACUGGGCUAUAACUACUUCAGUGGAUCAAUUCCACUGUCAAUAUCCAACGCUUCAGAACUUCAAGUAUUGACUUUGACAAGAAACAAUUUCAAUGGAGAAGUUCUUGUCCAGUUUGGACUACUCAAACAGUUGCGAAUUUUAUUUUUAGCAGGCAACAAUUUCAAUGGUGGUUUACAAUUCAUCGCAUCUAUGGCAAACUGUAGCAGUUUGAUAUAUUUGGAUUUAUCCCAUAGUCAGUUUACAGGAGCAUUGCCUAAUUCGGUUGCCAAUCUCUCUUCUAAUCUUCGAUUUCUAGCAAUUGCAGAUAAUCGAAUAUCAGGUAGCCUCCCCCUAGGCUUAUUUGAUCUUGUUAACUUACCAAGAAUAAUCUUGCAAAGAAAUCAAAUUACAGGAGCUAUUCCUACUGAAAUCGGUAAGCUGCAGAAACUACAGGAACUCUUUCUUGAUCGAAAUAGAUUAUCUGGAAAAAUUCCUUCAUCUAUUGGAAACUUAUCAUUCUUGAUUAAUCUUCAAUUGGACACUAACAUGUUAGAAGGCAAUAUCCCGUCUAGCUUAGGCAAUUGUCGUAACUUACUACGGCUAGGUCUUUCUAGGAAUAAUUUAACUGGGUUCAUACCAAAACAACUUUUUCCUAUUGCUUCCAUGUUAAUUUCCAUAUCUCUGUUUCAAAAUCAUUUGGUUGGACCCCUCCCUUUGGAAAUUGGCAAUUUAUUCAAUUUGAAUGAACUGAAUAUUUCCCAAAACAUGUUGUCUGGAGAAAUUCCAAGUAAUCUCGGUCAGUGUCGUAGCCUUGAGUUCCUUUUCAUGGAGAACAACAAUUUUCAAGGUGCCAUACCCAUGUCAUUGGAAUCAUUAAAAGGCCUUAGACAAUUUGAUCUUUCUAAUAAUAACAUGUCUGGUCCAAUUCCAAAGUAUUUAGGGAAACUUGCCUUGGAAUAUUUGAAUUUUUCUUUCAACAAUCUUGAGGGUGAGGUUCCAACGGAAGGUGUUUUUGCAAAUAUGAGUUCGAUAUCACUUGAAGGUAACAAGAUGGUUUGUGGGGGCAUUCAAGAACUACGUCUGCCAAGAUGUAGUUUCGAAGUAUCGAAGAAAAGAAAAUUACGUCAAGUAAUUCAAGUAGCUGUCAUCACAAUUCCAUGCAUUCUUGGUGUGCUCAUUUUGUCAGCCUCCUUGUGCUGUUGGUUCAAAAGGCAGAAAAGGAUGCAAUCUCCGAGCUCAUUGGAACUAAAAUCAUUUCCAAAACUUUCUUAUCAAAAGAUUCUCAAGGCAACUGAUGGGUUUUCGACAGCAAAUUUGCUUGGUGCUGGUAGUUUCGGAUCUGUCUACAAAGGCACCCUUGAGGAGGAUGGAGUCAUCAUUGCAGUAAAAGUACUCAACCCUCAACGGAGAGGAGCUGCAAAAAGUUUCAAGGCUGAGUGCAAGGUCUUGCAAAACAUCCGUCAUCGUAAUCUUGUAAGGACCAUCACUUCUUGCUCGAGUAUUGAUUUUCAAGGAAAUGAUUUCAAGGCACUUGUUUACGAGUAUAUGCCGAACGGGAACUUGGACAAGUGGUUGCAUCCAAGUUCGGAAAUAUAUGUCGAGCCAACUGAACAAUGGAGCCUGAGCUUUCUCCAAAGAAUAAACAUUGCCAUAGACGUAGGAAGCGCACUGGAUUAUCUUCACCAUGGCUGCCAAAAGCCAGUCAUUCAUUGUGAUCAAAAGCCAAGCAACAUUCUUCUUGACAAUGAGAUGGUUGCUCAUAUUGGAGAUUUUGGGCUAGCAAAGUUCCUCUCUCAGCUCAGUGGUCCAAUUCACAGCAGUUCAGUGGGAGUGAGAGGCACAAUUGGUUAUGCAGCACCAGAAUAUGGGCUAGGAAGUGAUCCAUCAACAAGCGGAGAUGUUUAUAGCUAUGGGAUACUGUUAUUGGAGAUGAUGACAUCAAAGAAACCUACUGAUAACAUAUUUGUAGAAGGUCUCAACCUUGACGAUUUUGCAAGGAUGGCAUUGGCUGAUCAUGCUGUGGAGAUUUUGGAUCCAAUUCUAUUGCAAGAAGAUGAAGAAGAAGAAGCAAGAUUAAAUAGGAAUGAAGGUCCAACACAAGUAAGAAAUGGGCAGAAAAUUGAAUGCUUAAUUAGGAUGAUGAAGGUUGGAAUAGGAUGCUCCAUGGAGUCUCCUCAAGAUAGAAUGGCCAUAAGUGAUGCAGUCAAUGAGUUGCAAUCAAUCAGAAAGUAUUAUAUGGGAGCUAGAGCAGGCCUCUCCACUCAAGCAAGAUCAUGAAGUGUGAAAUUUGAAAUGAAGCAGCUAAAGGAGCAGAGCAGAGUCUAUAAGGGU